Miniopterus natalensis is the source of this 2308-nucleotide messenger RNA. NCBI's taxonomy places the organism in Eukaryota, Metazoa, Chordata, Mammalia, Chiroptera, Miniopteridae. The record is from RefSeq and is a predicted model, not a curated record.
AAGCACUGUGUGCCGUAUCAUAUUGACUCUUCCCCCAACAACACUAACCUAUUAAUCACUGUUGAUGCCAGGUUAUCUGGACUAACUUGUGGCCAUGGAGCAACCAAAACCUUUCCAGCUAGUUCCCCUAGUCCUCUGGCUGAUCCAUUUCCACACUGAUCAUACUCUCUUCCUUUUCCUUCUAGUGAAAGCCGGUGGAAUGCGAAUCGUGCAGAAACACCCGCAUACUGGAGACACCAAAGAAGAGAAAGACAAAGACGACGAAGAAUGGGAGACUGAGCCCAGUCCACCGAAACCCACUGUGUUCAUCUCUGGUGUCAUCGCCCGGGGUGACAAAGACUUCCCCCCGGCGGCUGCCCAGGUGGCUCACCAGAAGCCCCAUGCCUCCAUAGACAAGCAUUCAUCCCCAAGAACCCAGCACAUCCAGCAGCCUCGCAAGUGACCAGCGAGGACCAGCACCCUCCCCAGCCGUGCCUGGUUCCCGGCAUUUGGUAUUUCCCCAGCAAAGUGAACUGCAUUUUCUUCCAAACACUUUUCCACUGGGAAAUCUAAGGCAAAGCAAAGCACCCUUUCUUUGCCUUACAUUUCCAUAUUGAAGCUAGAAACAGACCCCAAACCUUGUCCCCAGGGAGUCCUGUUCAGUGACUGAAGGUCACUGUGCCAUUAGCAGAACUUGCUGAGCCCUGAGCAAAAUGAAGUUGCUCAGGGUUUAACUUUAGAUCUGUUUCAGCCAUUGGCUAAAAUUCCUGCCCGUGGUCCCUAAAACAAGAGGGCACAAAUUUGGGAGGGUUAGAGUAGGAUUAGGGGGAAAACUCAAUCAUUUCAUGCUUUUUAGUACUAGGGCAUUAAAAUCUUCAAACCCACAGGAGCAUUAGAAAUGCAGCUGUUAAUUACAGGGAUGGGUUUCAGAAAGAGCAGAAAGACUUAAAACAGACCACAGAAACCCUGAAUGUCACUCCCUGUGUGACAAGGGGUCCCUGUGCAGGGUGACACCAGGCAGUACCAGGACAAUGAAAGAAAAGCUUGCAUCUCUAAAAUGGCUCUUUUAUUCCAGGAGUCAUCUUGCUGAAAAAUUAGAAUGUAGGUCGUUUGCCCAAAGAUAGUACUUCUGGAAUGAGAUCUCAGUGUGGGUCCCAAGUCCGGCACUGCCUUGCCAUUGAGACAGGCUAUGCCAGAGAAAUUGAGGCAGACCUGCAUUUGUCAUUACUCACCUCUGUAGCAGUUUUGAGUUAUGGAAGUGAUCACUGACCACGUAGAUGUAUAGCAAUUCUGGAACUCCACAGCAAGAGCAUAGAAUGCCUUGAGGGAGAAUUGAAUACAUAGAGAACCAGGCCAAAACCUGCCCUUUGUCUCCCUGGGAAAGCUAGAAAUACCACAGCCCAUUUGAGCUAGAAAAGCCUCUUGUCAAUCAGUCCAACUGUCCAGAAUUCCUUCUGCCUGAGUGCACAGUUGCCUGGCCCACGUUCACUUGGGCACAUCAGAUGGUCCCAUUUCUGCACGCGUUUCCUUCCCAGAGCCACCCUAGACUGCUCUCUGGCUCUCGGCUGUGGAGUGCCCUACUUUUCUGAAAAGCCAAAGGGCUCCUUCACUGAGAUGUUCAGAUCUUCCCAAGCAGAUGCUCUUGGAGAGGGCACGGCCCCUACCACCCCACUGGCCAACAGUGGCUUUUGCCGCAGGCUAGCACUGUGCUGUGAGCAGCGUGCACCCCACCAUCCUCUCAAUACCGUUAUCAAAUCCAUGGCUGCGACUGGUAGAAGUGGCGCAGACCUAGUCAGGCCCACCUUGCCCUCCCCCGAGGGAGAAGCACCACGCUGGCAUUCUGAAGGCAGUGUUUGGUUUCCUGCCCCACGGACUUGAGGAAGCUGGCGUCUAACCUUCAAGGUACCAUAUGAUCACAUCUGGUAUUUCUCAAUUUCUGAGAGGUUGGUAUACACUGAGGCUGGCUUUUGGAAAGGUACACUUGGUGGGCAGCACUGUGGUGAGACACACAGAGCAAGCAGCUCCCCACCCCCACCUCCCAGAGUUGGCAUCUCAGAAGGGAUGCUGAGAGCAGGCAGCUCUAGGUCAGGCCUGUGCAGACCAUUGCACCCUCCGCUACAGAAAUUCAGAUGCGUUGUUGACACUUGGUUUUGCAGCCAGAAGCGCCAUGCUGUUUCCCAGGGGGCGUAUUUCGUGUACUUGUAGCUGCAUCUGGCUUGUACCUGUGGGCUUCAGGUCAUUGAAAGUAUAAUGUUUUCCUGAAUGAGUGUAUCAAUUGUUAACUUCAAGAAUAAUACUGAUUAUAAUAAAGCCCCUGCAUUUCUUCUCA